This is a messenger RNA of Poeciliopsis prolifica (blackstripe livebearer), 4836 nucleotides long. RefSeq names its product signal transducer and activator of transcription 5a (gene stat5a). Bases 234 to 2597 code for a protein of 787 amino acids. NCBI's taxonomy places the organism in Eukaryota, Metazoa, Chordata, Actinopteri, Cyprinodontiformes, Poeciliidae. The record is from RefSeq and is a predicted model, not a curated record. Gene Ontology annotation, biological process: response to peptide hormone; cytokine-mediated signaling pathway; regulation of cell population proliferation. The transcript has 20 exons. Gene Ontology annotation, molecular function: DNA-binding transcription factor activity, RNA polymerase II-specific; RNA polymerase II cis-regulatory region sequence-specific DNA binding.
GUGUCUGACAGAGAGAGAAACAGAGAGCCGUGAACUGUACGGCGAACUGUUGGGAACUGACUAACGGAGAAAUUCCUGCCGGGCUGAUCACUUCGCUGUAGACUCUUCCCCUCAUUUUAUGAAAAAGAAAAACAACUUUCGUCGCUCCACAGAGGCAGGUUCUCCUGAGAGCCGAAUCCCACUCAUAUUCUCGCAGGCUGACCGUGUGGCCGCGCAGCCACUUCAGGGUGUUGAUGAUGGCAGUGUGGAUCCAGGCCCAGCAGCUUCAGGGAGAUGCUCUUCACCAGAUGCAGUCACUGUAUGGCCAGCACUUCCCCAUUGAAGUCCGUCAUUAUCUAUCCCAUUGGAUAGAGAGCCAGCUCUGGGAUGCUGUAGAUUUGGAGAAUCCGCAGGAGGAGUUCAAGGCUAAACGCCUCUUGGACAGUCUGAUACAAGAGCUGCAAAACAAGGCUGAGCACCAAGUUGGAGAAGAUGGCUUCCUUCUUAAAAUCAAAUUGGGUCACUAUGCUAACCAACUCAAGAGCACGUAUGACCGCUGUCCUCUGGAGCUGGUUCGGUGUAUCAAACACAUCCUUUACACAGAGCAGAGGCUCAUCAGAGAGGCUACAAAUUCAAGCUCUCCAGUGGGUGGGAUAAUGGACAGCAUGUCUCAGAAGUACCAGCAGAUCAACCAAGCCUUUGAGGAGCUUCGCCUGCUCACACAAGACACUGAGAAUGACCUGCGCAAGCUCCAGCACAACCAGGAGUACUUUAUCAUCCAGUACCAAGAAAGCCUUCGCAUCCAGGCUCAGCUGUCCAGCCUUGCCACUCUGCCCCCUCCUGACCGGCAGCUACGGGAGCCUGCCCUUCUCAGCAAGAGAGCUACUGUGGAGGCAUGGCUGACAAGAGAAGCCAACACACUACAGAAAUACCGACUGGACCUGGCAGAGAAGCACCAGAAAACACUGCAGCUGUUGCGAAAGCAGCAGACAAUCAUUCUGGAUGACGAGUUGAUCCAAUGGAAGAGACGGCAACAGCUGGCAGGCAAUGGGGGCCCACCAGAGGGGGGCUUGGACAUCCUUCAGUCCUGGUGUGAGAAACUCGCUGAGACUAUUUGGCAAAACAGGCAGCAAAUUCGGAGGGCAGAGCACCUUAGGCAACAGCUGCCCAUUCCAGGACCCAUCGAAGAGCUACUCAAUGAACUCAACAGCACUAUCACAGAUAUCAUCUCAGCUUUGGUCACCAGCACCUUCAUCAUUGAGAAACAGCCACCCCAGGUUCUGAAGACCCAAACCAAGUUUGCUGCCACAGUACGCCUCCUAGUGGGAGGGAAAUUGAACGUUCACAUGAACCCUCCACAGGUCAAAGCAACCAUAAUUAGCGAGCAGCAAGCCAAGGCACUGCUGAAAAAUGAAAACACAAGGAAUGAGAGCAGUGGAGAAAUUCUUAACAAUAACUGUGUGAUGGAGUACCACCAGACUACAGGCACUCUCAGCGCUCACUUCAGAAACAUGUCUUUGAAAAGGAUCAAACGGUCGGAUAGACGUGGAGCAGAGUCAGUCACAGAAGAGAAGUUCACCAUCCUGUUUGAGUCUCAGUUUAGUGUUGGAAGCAAUGAACUUGUCUUUCAAGUUAAGACAUUAUCACUUCCUGUUGUGGUGAUAGUUCAUGGUAGUCAAGACAAUAAUGCCACAGCAACUGUAUUAUGGGACAAUGCGUUUGCAGAGGCAGGUCGAGUGCCUUUUCUCGUGCCAGAUAAGGUGCUUUGGCCUCAGCUGUGUGAAGCCAUCAACAUGAAGUACAAGGCGGAGGUGCAGAGCAACAGAGGGCUGUCUGAGGAGAACCUGGUCUUCCUGGCUCAGAAAGCUUUCAGCAGCUCCAGCAACAAUCCUGAUGACUACCGGAGCAUGACGAUGACCUGGUCACAGUUUAACAGGGAAAGCCUUCCAGGAAGGAACUUCACAUUUUGGCAGUGGUUUGAUGGUGUGAUGGAACUUACAAAGAAGCAUCUCAAGCCUCACUGGAAUGACGGAGCAAUUCUGGGCUUUGUGAACAAGCAGCAGGCUCAAGAUAUGCUGAUGUCCAAACCCAAUGGCACCUUUCUUCUGCGCUUCAGUGACUCUGAGAUCGGAGGUAUAACAAUUGCGUGGGUAGCAGAAAAUCCCAACAAAGCAGGUGAGCGGAUGGUUUGGAAUCUGAUGCCCUACACAACUAAAGACUUCUCCAUUCGCUCUCUGGCUGACCGAAUUAGUGAUCUCAAUCACCUCCUGUUCCUCUAUCCUGACAGACCCAAGGAUGAGGUGUUUGCCAAAUAUUACACACCACCCCUCUCUAAAGCGGUGGAUGGUUAUGUGAAACCACAAAUCAGACAAGUAGUGCCUGACUUUGCUACAGCUAAUCCAGACCCAAUCAGUGGAAAUCCAACAUAUAUGGAUCAGAGUGCCUCUCCAGCACCUGUUAAUCACUCUCAAACUUAUGCGAUGUACCCUCCUAUGGCUGACCCCGUGUUGGAUGGAGACGGCGACUUUGACCUCGAUGACACCAUGGACGUGGCAAGGCAUGUGGAGGAGCUUCUGCGAAGGCCUGUGGAGAGUCAGUGGGGUGGCCAGCAGUCUUGAGCCUUGACCUCAUGACAUGCAAUGCAACCAAGCAAGCCCUGCCCUAACUCCUGCCCCACCUGUUGUUAUCAUAGUUUAAUUCCAUUCAUCUCUUUUUUUUUUUCAAUACCGCUAUAAUGUAAAAUUGUUAAUAAUGGCUGUCUGUUUCCUUUUCCUUUCUGCGUAAGAACAUGUAUGUCUGUGAUUUCCUAUAGUUUAUUUGUCUCAUACGUGUUUGUAACAGACAAGAUUAAACCAACCUACAAUGUUACAGUGUUGUGAAAAACAAAGGAAGAAAUAUUGUCCAUGAAAAUUGUGCAUGUAUUUUCAAUUGAUCUUAAAUUCAUUUUGAAAAAUAUGCUACUGUAUGAUGUUAUUUCAGAAGUUGAAUGUUUUGGGUUUUUUUAUUUUAUAUUAUCUGCUUUGUAAAAUUGUUAUUGUUCUGCUGGUGACACUGAUCUUGCCCUUUGACAAAAGAGAAACUUCAAAGAGGAGUUUUGCAUUUGCUCCUAGAAAAAAGAUUAAUUGCUUGUCAGUUAUUCAGAUGUCUAUACACUAACGUAUGGUAGAGUUGCUCUCUCUGCGCUCUGCCCCAGUCUGCACACACAUCAGAACACGGUACUCGCUCACAAGCUUAGGAUUUAUUUGUGUCAGAUUUUUUUUUUUUUUUUCCACCAGCUGCAAAGGAAAGGAGCUCAUGCACCUCCCUUGCUCUCACAGGGCUAUAUGUGUUCUCUUUAUACACACAAAUGCAAAUCUAAGCAUUUACUUAGCGCUGCAAGUUUGUUCUCUCAGGUCCCACUGCUCCCCUCAUCGAUGCUACCUCGCAUUGGUCUCCUGACAGUUGUUCGUAUUGGUUCCUUCACUGUUUCUGCACACCCUGUCUCCAGUAGGUACAGUCGGUGAAUUUUGUGUUUUAGUAGUUUCCUUUAAUGUUUGUGAAGAAGAUCCCGCCUGCAAAGGGGCAAACUUUUGGCUGUUUUAUGCUUGAAGCCACUCUUGUGAAGAUGUCCAGAGUCAUGAAGUGUCUUGCGUCUGAUUGGCUAUGCCUAAAUAUUCUGCAUUUUCUGCAUCCUCAUUCAUUUAUCUUGUGUAACUGCAUCACGACACUGUGGCAUGUGCAUGUCUCUUUGUGAAAACUUGAACAAGCAAGCAGCAAGUGUUGCAAAGCAAAAAAUGAAGGCUUUAAAGGUUUGCAAGACUGAAUGACUGUUGCCAGAUUCAGAACCUGCAGGAUGUCACUUUGCUUCUAUGUUUGACUUCCAUCCUCAGAAUCAGAAUAAUUAUUGUUGUGCAUCCCCCUGUUUGUUUCACAUAGAUCAGAAUUAAGACAGUGUUGCAACCUCAGGAAUAAAUUGUUGCAGAACCAGUGUUUAAGCCAAAAAGAAAACAUUGUAUACAAAAGAUAAUGCAUUUAUUUUAUAUAUCAUAUUGUUUCUGUGGCACUCCACAGUUGAAUGUAACCACUUUUGAUCAGACUAAAGAUUCACAUGCAGUUUGUGGAAAUUUACCAAAAGAACCAGAAGUACUCACUUACAAACCAUAUAGAGCAAUCAAAAAUAAAUAUGUAUUUUUAUUAGCUUCUUGAUCACUAUAUUUAAUGUUUUUCCUGAUUUAAUUCCUCAUUUUUUGAAGAAGAAAUCUCAAGUCACAGGUGACAUUUUGACAGCCCCAUUGUCAUCCUUCUCAUUCUUUUUAAGAUUUCUUUCACUGUAGACCGUUCACGUUUCAGUGAGAUAGAUGGCGCUGUGUUGUUUGAUGUAUAUGUACUAUGUUUGUUGUUUGAGUUUAUCACUUGGAGACUGUUCAAAGAGCCACAGCUGUUGAGUUGAGAAGAAUAAAAUAAAGUUUUAUAAAUAAAUUUGUUUAUAUUUUUUCAAAACCCUUUUUAUCCUUUAAAAAAUAGAAAAUUGAAUAGGAUAUGUCUCGGGUGCAAAAUUGGGACAGUUUGUUACCCCAGCAAUCCAAUUCUCAGUUUAGAGUCACAAAUUGUUCUGUUUGUCUUUUUAUUUUUUAUUUUUUUAGUUGUGCAUGAAGAAAAACUAAACUGACACACUGAAUGGAAGGCCACACAGAAAGGUCCUGAUAUCCAAUUAGGUAUUUCCUUCCUGUAAUGCUGCUCUGUUAACUGUAAAAUCCAAUUAUAUAUUUUUUUACCGGUAAUUUGACAAAUCAUUCGCAAACCAGAAAAACAUCAUGGGUAUAGCUGGUUAUUAGGUCCUUAAAAACUGUAAUCAAAUUAUUAAAAGGGACAUAUUGA